Dipodomys ordii (Ord's kangaroo rat) is the source of this 1454-nucleotide messenger RNA. RefSeq names its product trans-2,3-enoyl-CoA reductase-like (gene Tecrl). Gene Ontology annotation, biological process: very long-chain fatty acid biosynthetic process. Gene Ontology annotation, molecular function: oxidoreductase activity, acting on the CH-CH group of donors. Bases 1 to 1083 code for a protein of 360 amino acids. The transcript has 12 exons. NCBI's taxonomy places the organism in Eukaryota, Metazoa, Chordata, Mammalia, Rodentia, Heteromyidae. The record is from RefSeq and is a predicted model, not a curated record.
AUGUUCAAAAAGAACAAGUCCCUUGAACGCAAGGGAGAAUUAGUCUUUCCAGGAGUUCCACGGCCCAUAAUGAAGACUAUGAGAAAUUUUCACUCUUUGUCACAACUUGUGCUCUCAGCGGGCCCUCUGAAGUCAAAUCAAGCAACCAGACAUUCAAAAACCACUCACUUUGAGAUCGAAAUACUUGAUGCUCACACAAGGAAACAGAUAUGUAUUUUGGAUAAGAUGCCACAAACAUCUACUAUUCAUGAUGUUAAACAAAGAUUUCACAAAACAUGUCCAAAGUGGUAUCCUUCUCGGAUUGGCUUACAGCUAGAAUGUGGUGGACCUUUUCUGAAGGACUGCACUUCCAUUCAAAGGGUUGCAUCAGCCUCAAUUGUCACCCUCUAUUUCACAGACCUGGGUCGACAAGUCAGUUGGACCACCGUAUUUUUGGCUGAAUACACAGGGCCUCUGCUAAUAUACCUCCUCUUUUAUCUGAGAAUCUCCUAUAUAUAUGAUGUGAAAGAAAGUUCUAAAAAAGUACGCCACCCUGUAGUACAUUUGGCUUGCUUCUGCCAUUGUAUUCACUACAUACGAUUUCUUUUGGAAACUUUAUUUGUUCACAAAGUUUCUACAGGAUAUACACCUUUGAAAAACUUAAUAAAGGGUUGUGCCUUUUAUUGGAUAUUCACUUCUUGGAUUGCCUACUACAUUAAUCACCCACGAUAUACACCACCAUCAUUUGGAACCAGGCAAAUCACAGUGUCUGCUAUCAAUUUUCUGAUUUGUGAAGCUGGGAAUCAUUUCAUCAAUGUGAUGUUAGCUCAUCCAAAUCACACAGGAAAUAAUGCUUGCUUCCCAAGUCCAAAUUAUAACCCUCUUACAUGGAUGUUUUUCCUGGUUUCAUGUCCUAACUACACUUAUGAGAUUGGAUCAUGGAUUAGUUUUACAAUAAUGACUCAAACACUGCCAGUUGGGAUUUUUACACUUCUGAUGAGUAUCCAGAUGUCUCUGUGGGCACAAAAAAAACAUAAGAUUUACUUGAAGAAAUUCAAUUCAUACGUGCAUAGGAAAUCAGCAAUAAUUCCAUUUUUAUUGUAAAUAAAAGGUGUUUUCCCAACAUAUCCAGAAACACAAUAUAUGACUUCCCCAAUCAUAGAGUCAAGACUGGCUAUAAUGCUGUGAUAGUUCAUGAACAACAAUGUUCUUACUGAAAAAAUUAUACAAUUGCAUGAUGGAUCCAAAUUUAACAUAGUUAAAGUAAUGAAAGUGAAGCUACAGUUAAUCAAUGAAAAAUAAUUUUGGGACUAUAAUAAGCACUGGAACUUUGAACAAAUUUAUGAACAUUUUUGAAAGUUAAGAUUUUUUGAAUAGUACUAAUUUCAAAUAAUAUGUUGAUAAUCAAUUUUUUCUCUAUGGUCUAAUGCACUAAAGUGUUACAUUUCUUGUAUUAUUAGUUAAUUUCUUGUGAA